AUCGUUAGGUGCAGUAGUCAUACUGCGCCAUUCUUCAAACGGCUGCUUGCUUGUCCAAGCGAUAUUCCUUGAUCCGUCUGGAGUGACCAGGUUGUUACUGAGCAGGUGGCUUUAAGCGCAUCCUCAGCAAUUCUCAUAUCCGUCUUGUUCUUCUACAUUACGAUACAGAGUCAACGAGUGCCUGCAAAGACAAUAAGCGAGAAGUAGGAAGAGCCUCCAGCGUCCGUCCAGCGGCCUGUAAUACACCAUGGGUCGCAAAUUCGCGGGUCACGCAUUCCCCGGAAGCUUCUUCAUCCUUUUCGGAACAUGGUGGACCUUUGCAGUGUGGCGCAACUACAUCCGCAGCAGGCAGAACAAGCAACCAUACGUAUGUCAUUGCACGUACGCGGUGCCCUGUCUUCCGAGGAAAAUCAGCGUCGAAGGCAUUGUCAAGGUCAUCAGCUCCUGCGCGUGCAUUGCCGUUGAGUACCACGUAGCCUUCGGACGCGGCCCCCGGGUGUUAGCGGAGAGUGUCACCCACCAGAGCAUGAUCCUGUUCUUCCUGCUCAACGGAGUCGUGGACCUCAUGUACAACGCCGGGUUCCCUUUCCCGCCGAACACGGACUACGUGGUGCUGCUGCUCGCCUGUGCCUCCGAGGGCCAACUGUUCCACUCACACCUAGUUGGCAGUCCGGAACUCAACGUCAUCGUGCACACGCUCUUGGUGUACAGCAUGGUCGCAAUGGUGGUCUGCAUCGCAGCCGAGAUGUGUCAACCUCGAAGCGUCCUGCUGUCCCUGGGUCGAGCGUACUUUUGCCUACUGCAUGGGACGUGGCUGUGGCAGAUCGCCUUCAUCCUCCACAAUCCGCUGCCCGGAUACAAACCCUGGGACGUUAACAGCCACAAGGACUCGAUGUUGGCCGCCAGCAUAUUUUCGUGGCACAUGAUGGUUCUUGUGGUCUACGUUGGCACGUUGGGAGCUGUGGCAUGGGCGGUGAACCGAACGUGCGGCUCGCGCUGCGAAGACAUCGCCUCCGAGGAUGCAGAGGAGGACGGUGCCCUCUGUGAAGCGCUUAUAAGGCGUGGCAUGUGAAGGUGACCGAAAUGCGCUCCUGAAUGUGCUUGUGGGCGAUACGGCGGGUCAACGAAAAUUUUCAAGCUAAGUAGUUACAGCAGCGGAGACAUUGGCAUAUCCUGGACUUUUCCGUGCGAGCCCCAUGAGGGAAGAAGUGUGGCAUGUGUUACGCUCUUUAACAACAAAAGUCGAAAACAUCGCUGGGCUCAUAUAGGACAAGAUGAACCGCAAUGAGGACUACGUAUGUCUGGCAUUAAAGUGGAAACUAAGUGCAAGAUGGAAGCUUGAAGAGAUGAGAAAUCCUUGGAACACGGGGUGUUGUCGGAGACAACGUCUCGACAAGCGGACUUGUCUUCUUCGAGAAGCCGCCUUGAAGAAGACAAGUCGGCUUGUCGAAACGUUGGCUUCAUCGACGCCGCCAAUUCCAAGGAUUUUUCAUGGCAUUAAAGUGCACCCUUUGAACGCCUUUUGACGGCCCCUUUUCGUGUUGUGCGUAACUUGAUGUUUUCCGCUUCUCGAGCCCGUCGCUGUUUCGCUUCUCACUUCCGCAAUACAGUCUAGUGAAUACAAUUCAAUCAAAAGGGUCAAUAAAGAAAAAAACUUUGGUUGUCGGGAU
This is a messenger RNA of Rhipicephalus sanguineus (brown dog tick), 1670 nucleotides long. Its product is annotated as transmembrane protein 45B-like. Lineage: Eukaryota; Metazoa; Arthropoda; Arachnida; Ixodida; Ixodidae. The transcript is spliced from 2 exons. The coding region runs from base 248 to 1072 and encodes 274 amino acids. The record is from RefSeq and is a predicted model, not a curated record.